Cuscuta europaea is the source of this 1205-nucleotide messenger RNA. Lineage: Eukaryota; Viridiplantae; Streptophyta; Magnoliopsida; Solanales; Convolvulaceae. The record is from the annotation of a GenBank genome assembly.
CUCACUAAGACCGUAACUCCAAACCUUCCCCUCCCAUUCCCUCAGAACUCUUCCCAAACAUAACCUAAGAAAAAAGAGAGAAAUUCACAACCAUGCGGAUGGGCUGAAACAAAGAUCGCUUCCCACCUAUCUAUUGCAAGCUUAUUAUCUCUUCGUCAGCGCACAGCCAUGUCCAAUCUCCUUUCCCUGACCAUCCCAAUCUCAUCCACUUCGAGUGUAACAGUUCAUCCACAACUCUGCUCUUCAUUCAAGGCAAGUGUGCGGACUUUGAAAGCGAAUCCAAGUCAAUUUCCAUGUGUAAGACUUAGGAAACAAAAGCCUAAUUCAAGAACAUCAUUCACUGUAUUCAACCAGGCUCCCAUGUCAGCAGAUACUAAUGGAGCUCGGUUCCGGCUCAAUAACUUGGGCCCGCAACCUGGGUCUACAAAGAACCGGAAGAGAAAGGGUAGAGGUCAUUCAGCAGGGCAAGGAGGCAGCUGCGGAUUUGGGAUGAGAGGUCAGAAAUCGAGGUCUGGGCCUGGAGUUCGAAAGGGAUUUGAAGGCGGUCAAAUGCCACUCUAUAGGAGACUUCCCAAGCUCAAAGGCAUUGCAGGAGGCAUGCGUGCCGGACUACCAAAAUAUGUUCCCGUGAACUUGAAAGACAUAGAAGCUGCUGGAUUUCAUGAAGGAGAAGAGGUGUCACUGGAAUCGUUGAAAGAGAAGGGCAUUAUAAACCCAUCAGGAAGAGAAAGGAGAUUACCCCUAAAGAUAUUGGGCGAUGGUGAGCUGGGCGUGAAGCUAAUGUUUAAAGCCCGAGCAUUUUCAGAAUCUGCAAAGCAGAAGCUGGAGGCAGCCGGUUGUUCAUUGACGGUUUUACCAGGACGAAAGAAGUGGGUAAAGCCAUCGGUUGCUAAGAACCUUGCCAGAGCAGUAGAAUAUUUUGCCAAGAAAAGAGCAGGUGCUCAGUCAGUGGAGGACUCCUCUGCUGCCUGAUGUAGCAUGCCUGACCCAAUGUAGUUCCUUCUCUUCAUUUUGUAAAUCAAUACUUGGAAAAAAGGAUGUUGAUGCUAUAUUAACACGAUUUACUAUCUUGUAAUUAAUCAAAGGAUGUUGAUGCUAUAUUCUAUGGUACCCAUAAGGUACCAUACCUUUGUCCACAUGGACCAAUGAAAGUGUUUCAGUUGAAUUAUUUAAUUCUAAAUUAAAAAUGAUAUACCUAUUUGGAC